Malassezia japonica is the source of this 663-nucleotide messenger RNA. RefSeq lists its product as uncharacterized. The record is from RefSeq and is a predicted model, not a curated record. Bases 1 to 663 code for a protein of 220 amino acids. The transcript has a single exon. NCBI's taxonomy places the organism in Eukaryota, Fungi, Basidiomycota, Malasseziomycetes, Malasseziales, Malasseziaceae.
AUGUUUGCCAACGUCCGCUUCGCUGCUCUCUUCGCUUUUGUUGCCCUGGCCCAGCUCGCCACUGCCCAGGACGCCCCCGCGCCCGCUGCUUCGUCGGCCCCGGCUCCCCCGCCCGCCCCCUCGUCGUCGGCCCCGGCGGCCGCUGACGCCACUCCCCAGGCCGCUGCUGCCCAGCCCAACAGCAAGGUUGUGCGCAGCAUUGACUGCAACUCAGGCUUCAACCAGGACGGUGCGCUGAAGGUUGCCGUCGACGGUGGCAACAGCAACGAGGUUCAGCUCACUGGCGACCCCGCUGAGCUCAGCACUGGCACCGAGUCUGUGCAGGUGACCUUCACCGAGUGCAAGUCUGCCGCCAUGGGCUACGAGUCCAAGGACUCGAUGCACUACGGUAUCCUCUCGCCUUCGGAUGCCGCCAAGAAGACUUGCCUGCGCGCCGCUGCUCUUGCCCAGGCCGACCAGCACGUUCAGGCUCAGGACUGCUCGCUCUCGGAUGACUCGUCGCAGAUGGGCCAGACCUGGGCCUUUGACGCCGACAAGAAGACCUUCACCUUUGUCGGUCGCCCCAACGACGACGGUGCGAAGCCGUACUCGCUCGGCCUCAAGGACAACUUUGUCACUGUUUCGGCGAACGGCACUGCCGCUGCCACUCUUUCGCUCGCCUAA